UUUUUCUCACCUUCCCAACAACCAAAUUUUUCCAUCUCUCUUUCUCUGGCAUUAUUAUCUGAAGGGAAAAUUGAUCUUGGGGAAGAGAAUGGAUUUCGUGAACACAUUCCUAAAUUGGAUAGUGCCUCCAGCGAGCAUGGUGAUGCUGGCCUGUGCAUGGCCAGCUUUAUGCUUCAUCAAUGCUUGUGAGUGGCUUUAUAACUCCUUAAACAGUGAAAAUAUGGAUGAUAAAGUGGUUAUUAUCACUGGAGCUUCUUCUGGCAUUGGGGAGCAAAUUGCAUACGAGUAUGCAAAAAGGAGGGCAAAUCUUGUGUUAGUUGCACGCAGAGAGAACAGACUUCGCGGUAUCAGUGAGAAUGCUAGACGUAUUGGUGCUAGGCAUGUUAUGAUUAUAGCCGCAGAUGUUGUCAAAGAGGAGGAUUGUAGGAGAUUCAUCAGUGAAACAGUACACUUCCAUGGCCGUGUGGAUCAUCUUGUAAACACUGUAAGUUUAGGACAUACAUUCUACUUUGAUGAAGUUACUGAUACUUCGAUCUUUCCCCAUUUAUUGGACAUAAAUUUUUGGGGAAAUGUUUAUCCAACAUUUGUUGCACUUCCUUAUCUAUAUCAAACAAAUGGUCGAAUCAUCGUUAAUGCAUCGGUUGAGAAUUGGUUACCGUUGCCUAGAAUGAGCCUAUACGCGGCAGCAAAGUCAGCUCUUGUAAACUUUUAUGAUACAUUGAGAUUUGAAGUAAAAGAUGAAAUUGGAAUAACCAUUGCAACCCAUGGCUGGAUUGGAAGCGAAAUCUCUGGUGGCAAGUUCAUGCUCGAAGAAGGUGCCGAGAUGCAAUGGAAGGAAGAAAGAGAGGUGCACGUUGGCGGCGGACCGGUGGAAGAAUUUGCGAGGUUGAUUGUUUCGGGGGCAUGCCGGGGAGAUCAAUAUGUGAAGUAUCCAAGUUGGUAUGAUAUAUUUCUACUAUACAGGGCUUUUGCACCCAAUAUUCUGAGUUGGACAUUCCGGCUGCUUGUUUCACCGCAUGGCGCGCGGAGGACUUCCCUUAUCGGUACAGGGAGGCCUAUUGCCGAAGGCUCCAGUGGGAGGCCUAUGUUGGAGGGAACCUCUCCUAGGAAGCUUCUUGCUGGUCCUAUUACAUUCUCCCAACUCAGCACCCAGCACCAGCUAAAACUGGAAUGAGUUGGAAAUUAUGGAGCUUUAUCUAAUAUUUUAUAGUCGACAUCUCUAUGGGGUUCUUUUGUACGUUUUAAUUUUGUAGCCUUUCUGCAGAAUUGUUCACUCUCAUUUCUAAACUCCGUUGUAUAAUUAACAAUAGAUGAAUAAAUCCACCUUGAAAUCUUCAAGUUUCUGGA
Messenger RNA from Ziziphus jujuba (common jujube), 1347 nucleotides. RefSeq names its product 11-beta-hydroxysteroid dehydrogenase B. NCBI's taxonomy places the organism in Eukaryota, Viridiplantae, Streptophyta, Magnoliopsida, Rosales, Rhamnaceae. The record is from RefSeq and is a predicted model, not a curated record. The transcript has 6 exons. Bases 89 to 1174 code for a protein of 361 amino acids. Gene Ontology annotation, molecular function: oxidoreductase activity.